GAAUAACCAGGAAUGCCCCGCUAACAGAGCUUUCCCACCCUCUCCAGCUGCAUAGUCGUUAGUUAGGAUACCGUUAAUCGAGGGCUUCUUUUUCUUCCGUGGGUUUUAACGGUCUUUUGGUGUCCCGCCCAAACGAAACAGCAACUCCGCCACCGCUAGCUUCACCUGCUGGAAUUCUUUCUGCUGCAAGCCCAGAACUCUCUUUCGGCACCCAUUGCCUCAUACCGGCGCCGCAAACCCUCACUACUGACUUUCUUACCCCGUCUCUCUCCUUUCCUGGCAGAACGUGUCCCGAUACUCCGUUUUCUUUCCCUAUCUUAGCCUCAUCGCUUUUUUUACCUAUUACUUCAAAGCGGGUGUUUUCCGAUCGAAGUGUGUGAAAACACACUUUUUUUCUCUACAUGGACAACGUCGCGGACAGUGAUAUGCUCGUCGAUGAAUACGAGCAAUAUCAAAAUAAUAAUGACAGAACCGACGUUGUCGUCGUCUCCCGCGAUGGUUCAGAGGAGCCAGAGCCAGAGCCUCUUGCAGACGACCAUGCAGCAAUGAUGGCGCGGAUUCUCCCCAAAGACCCGGAUUUGGAGACACUGGAAGAGACACACCACACAUGGCACAUUCAGGGUUGGCGCAAUCUGAAGCGCAAGGAACAUGGGCCGGUCUUCGAAUGCGGGGGUUCCCCAUGGCGGAUCCUGUUCUUUCCCUAUGGAAACCACGUUGAGCACGCCUCGUUUUAUCUGGAACACGCAUGGGAAAAGGACCCGCCAGAGAAUUGGUACGCUUGCGUGCAGUUUGCCCUAGUCCUAUCGAAUGUGAACGAUCCCUCUAUAUACAUGUCUCAUGUCGCUACCCACCGAUUUAACGCGGACGAGGGGGAUUGGGGUUUCACACGAUUCUGCGAACUGCGAAGACUUUUCAGCAUGUCGUGGGAAGAUCGAGGAUCGCCCCUGGUUCAGAAUGAAGAGGCGAAAAUCACAGCUUAUGUUCGUGUUGUGAAAGACCCGACUGGUGUGCUUUGGCACAGCUUCCAAAACUAUGAUUCAAAGAAGGAGACCGGAAUGGUUGGAUUGAAGAACCAGGGUGCGACUUGCUACCUUAACUCUCUCCUACAGUCUCUGUAUUUCACCAAUUCUUUCAGAAAGGCCGUUUACGAAAUUCCGACAGAGACCGAGGCCUCGAGGGACAACAGUGCUUGGACUCUUCAGCGACUGUUCAACAACCUGCAAACAAGCGAGAACUCUGUCUCAACAACCGAGCUCACGGCAUCCUUUGGCUGGGAAUCGAGGCAAAUCUUCGAGCAGCAGGAUGUCCAGGAACUUUCGAGAAAGCUCAUGGAACGGCUAGAGGAGAGAAUGAAGGGCACCCCCGCUGAAAAAGCCCUGCCCGACCUAUUCGUUGGAAAAACGAAAACCUACAUUUCUUGCAUCAAUGUUGAUUAUGAAUCGUCUCGCGUGGAGGACUUUUGGGACAUUCAGCUCAACGUAAGAGGCAACAAGACACUCGAUGACAGUUUCAAAGAUUACAUUCAGGUGGAAACUCUUGAAGGUGAAAACAAAUACGAUGCUGGCCAACCGUAUGGGCUGCAAGACGCUAAGAAGGGUGUCAUUUUCGAAAGUUUCCCGCCCGUCCUUCAUCUGCACCUUAAGCGAUUCGAGUACGAUAUUAACCGUGAUGCGAUGAUGAAAUUGAAUGACCGACAUGCUUUCCCAAUGGAAUUUGAUGCAACGCCUUACCUCUCCAAUGAAGCCGACAAGUCCGAAUCUUGGAUCUAUCAAUUACAUGGUGUACUGGUGCACAGUGGUGACUUUAAUGCUGGUCAUUAUUAUGCCUUCCUGAAGCCCACCAAAGAUGGACAUUGGUAUCGGUUUGACGACGACAGAGUGACCCGUGCCACGGACAAGGAGGUUCUUGAUGAGAAUUACGGUGGUGAAUACGAGCUUACGAACGGGGCGACCGGUGUCCGACAGCCUUACACCCGAGGAUUGUCUACUAAGCGGUCGAUGAAUGCUUACAUGUUGGUUUAUGUCCGAAAGACGAGACUGGAUGAUGUUCUUCUGCCCAUUACACAGGACGAUGUUCCUUCUCACAUUGAGAAACGAUUGGUCGAGGAACGCGUGGAAGCUGCCCGUAGGAAGAAGGAAAGAGAAGAGGCCCACUUGUACAUCAACGUCGGAGUCCUGACAGAAGAGUCUUUCCAAUCCCACCAUGGGUUUGAUCUAACGAGCUUCGAACUGCCAGCCGGUGACCCAGCCCUAGCCAAGCAAUACCGAAUCCUUAGAGCCCAGAAGGUUGGGGAGUUUGCGGAACAACUCGCGGAAGAAAAGGGUCUCCAAGGAAGCCAGAUUCGGUUCUGGGUGAUGGUGAAUCGACAAAACAAGACUACUCGGCCUGACCAGGUUAUCAAAGAUCCAGAGAUGACUGUCGAAGAAGCAUACAGUAGAUUCGGCACGAAAGGAAAUGCGUUCAGGGUGUGGAUGGAAGUUGGCGAGCUUUCCGCCGAUGGAACGGUCUCAUGGCCAGAUAGCAACAACUCCGUUCUUAUCUUCCUGAAACAUUUUGAUGCUGCAGCGCAAACCUUGACUGGAGUUGGCCCGGUCUAUGUCCGCAAGAACCAGAAAGUUGCCGAUCUCGCACCGACGAUACUGGAGAAAAUGAACUGGCCUGCUGGCACGGAGUUUAUGCUUUUUGAGGAAAUCAAACACAACAUGAUUGAUGUUAUGAAACCCAAGCAGACCUUCCAGCAGUCUGAAAUCCAGGAUGGCGACAUCAUCGCUUUCCAGCGAACAGUCAAAGACUCGGAGCUGCCCCCUACCGCAUUGUAUCCCGACGCAAGGCAAUACUAUGAUUACCUUCUGAACAGGAUAAACAUUACUUUCGCUCCCAUUAGGGGUGGCGACAGUGAUGAGUUUACGCUGACUCUUAGCCGAAAAAUGACAUAUGAUCAGUUCUCAAAGAAGGUUGGGGAACAUCUUGGGGUGGACUUCACACAUUUGCGAUUUGCUCCCGUCCUUGCAAGCACUGGAAAGCCGAAAGCAUUUAUCAAGCGGAACCCCAACCAGGCAAACCAGACAUUGUUCCAGAUUCUGAGUGGUCAAAUUGGUGGUUACGGGUACAGCAUACACCGUCCGGAUGCGCUGUUGUAUGAGGUUUUGGAGACGAGUUUGAGCGACUUUGAGUCUAAGAAAUGCCUGAAAGUGACGUGGCUCCCUGAGGGUAUCACCAAAGAGCAAGUUAUUGAGGUCUUGGUGCCCCGUGAAGGAACUGUUUCCGAUCUCCUGGCUGGAUUGCAGAAGAAGGCAAACCUUGACGAUGAUGCCAUUCAAAACCUGAGAGUCUUCGAGUCCCACAGCGGCAAGAUAUACAAGGAACUUCAGGAGGAUUCUCGGAUCAUCGGUAUCAAUGAGUUUUCGACGUUGUAUGCCGAGAAAAUACCAGAAGAAGAGGCACAUAUGGAGGAAGGUGAAAGGACGAUCAAUGCGUUCAACUUUGACCGGGAACCGAGCAAGCCGCACGGCGUGCCUUUCAAGUUUGUUGUCAAGCCUGGAGAGAUCUUCAAGCAGACAAAGGAGAGGCUGUCGAAACGGACCGGUAUCAAGGGUAAGCAGUUUGAGAAGAUCAAAUUUGCAGUUGUUCCUCGCAACCUAUACUCUAGCCCGCGCUAUAUCGAAGAGGAUGAUAUACUCUCGGAUAUCGCGAGUGAGCAAGACGAUAUCCUGGGUCUCGACCAUGUAAAUAAGAACCGGAGCUUUUGGAACCGAAGCGAGUCUUUCUUCAUUCGAUAGAAGUGGAGUUGAUGUGGUGUCUUGCAUUCUAGGUUGGAGGGGGUUCCCAUUUAUGGAGGAGGGCAUACUGCUAUCGAAGCUUGUGAAAAUACUGUAUACCUGCUAAGCAACACUGGUAUAUUGACAAAGACCAUAAAUUUGAAUGAAAUAGCUUGUUUUAUUUGCUUAUCUUGCUUUACAUUGCUUGAUAUUGCUUUAUUUAGCACUGAAGCUGCCAGUAAUGUAAGGCAAU
Messenger RNA from Aspergillus wentii DTO 134E9, 4011 nucleotides. RefSeq names its product ubiquitin-specific protease UBP15. Gene Ontology annotation, biological process: protein deubiquitination; regulation of protein stability. Gene Ontology annotation, molecular function: protein binding; cysteine-type endopeptidase activity; cysteine-type deubiquitinase activity. Lineage: Eukaryota; Fungi; Ascomycota; Eurotiomycetes; Eurotiales; Aspergillaceae. Gene Ontology annotation, cellular component: nucleus; cytosol. The transcript is spliced from 11 exons. Bases 402 to 3779 code for a protein of 1125 amino acids. The record is from RefSeq and is a predicted model, not a curated record.